GGAAGUGGAGGGAGAAAAAUGGUGGAGCCGAGAAUGAACAAAAAAACCAAAGAGAAGUCGCAAGUUUGUAAUCGGAACACACCGGACCCGCUUCGCCAUUCAUGAUUGGAUUUGUCCCCGUUCGGGUUGUCGCAUCGUAUCUAUCAUCCAUCCCAUCCCGCCGACGUGAGAGACAGACAAGGGUUAGACUAUCCCUCCCCAGGUUGACAACGCCAUUGCGCUGGAUAAACAAUUGUCAGAAUAUCCCAGGAUAUUAUCUACUGAAGAAAGCAAGGAACUUCUCAAGGGCCUGGGAAGAGCCCUGGGAAGAGCCAUGGAUCGAGCCCCUGGGACUUGCCACGAACCGGAAACCCCAACAGCCGCGGCAAUCAUUCCAUCCGAUAAUCCCACGGCAAAACUCAGGUCUUCCAGAAGAAAGUGCAGGAAAUGCGGAGAGAGAUAGAAAGCCAAAAGACCGGCUAUUGAUUACUCAAAAGAUUGGGGCUAGAGCUGUCCCCCAAUUCGCCUCGGUCAUUGGUGCCCUCAGGGAUUAUUGGAGGAGUCGCGGGCAAAACCGAUGGAAGUGAUUCGCAGCCUAGUAGACUUAUUAGUAUCCCUGUCUUCGUCCCUUCUCCUCUUUCU
Molecule: messenger RNA, 621 nt
Organism: Aspergillus uvarum CBS 121591
Lineage: Eukaryota; Fungi; Ascomycota; Eurotiomycetes; Eurotiales; Aspergillaceae
Exons: 1
Coding region: 102-566 (154 amino acids)
Source: RefSeq, a predicted model, not a curated record